CCGUUGCAUUGUGGGUCCGGAAGUAAAUUUUUCCAAAAAGACUUUGGGGGAACAUUUAAAAAAUAUGGCCCAGCAAGCUGGACAGAGAGCUCUUCCACAGAGUAAAGAAGCUUUGUUGAAAUCGUACACCAAAAGACUCAAAGAUGACAUCAAAUCCAUGACGGAUAAUUAUACAGAAAUUAUUAAACUCGCCAAGCUUGAAGAAGAGAAUUCCCAAAUGUGGAAAUCAACACAGAGUGAACAGGACAACUAUGAAAUGCAAGUCAGGGCAGCAAACAUGGUUCGAGCGGGUGAAUCUCUAAUGAAACUAGUAGCAGAUCUGAAGCAGUUCCUCAUUCUAAAUGACUUCCCAACAGUGAAUGAAUCCAUCUUAUACAAUACAAAUAUGUUCAACAACAACAUUCAAGACUGUGAUAACAAACUUAAUGCACUCCGGACUGACAUAAGUGCUGAUUUGUAUGAACUGGAGGAAGAGUAUUAUAAUUCACAAUAUAAAUGAAAGCAUAAUUUUUCAUACUUAUAGUUUGGUUGUGGAGAUAGGUAUCUAAGAUGGAAUGAAGUGGAACCAAGGACUUAAUGAUUAAUACAUCAUAUCAAAAUGGGUUAAAUAUUUAAAACAUACUCCAGGAGUUUACAGUCUAUGUGCUUACAAAGCAUCUGUGUGAUUGAGCAAUAAUACCUCAGUAAAGGUAUUUAAGUCCUCUGGAGCCUGUUUCUCAAAAAUGUAGUCAAUUAUGAUUUGCGGAUUGACGAUUUGUUUAACCUUUAAAUGGUCAGGGGUUAGGCUAUCGAGAAGUACACCAACGAUUAGGGGUGGGUGCAGAUCUGCCCCCCUAUAAUCUCGGAAACGAUCAAUCAGGAGGCUGUAUUAGGUAUCAUUGGAAAGUU
Messenger RNA from Owenia fusiformis, 888 nucleotides. The record is from the annotation of a GenBank genome assembly. NCBI's taxonomy places the organism in Eukaryota, Metazoa, Annelida, Polychaeta, Sabellida, Oweniidae.